Messenger RNA from Rhodotorula toruloides NP11, 1746 nucleotides. RefSeq names its product mannosyl-oligosaccharide alpha-1,2-mannosidase, glycoside hydrolase family 47 protein. NCBI's taxonomy places the organism in Eukaryota, Fungi, Basidiomycota, Microbotryomycetes, Sporidiobolales, Sporidiobolaceae. The transcript is spliced from 14 exons. The record is from RefSeq and is a predicted model, not a curated record. Gene Ontology annotation, molecular function: calcium ion binding; mannosyl-oligosaccharide 1,2-alpha-mannosidase activity. Bases 1 to 1746 code for a protein of 581 amino acids. Gene Ontology annotation, biological process: N-glycan processing; carbohydrate metabolic process. Gene Ontology annotation, cellular component: membrane; endoplasmic reticulum.
AUGGCGAAAAGGAAGGACGCCACGAAGACGGUCAAGCCAGCAGCGGCGCCAGCUCCUUCACCGUCGAGCAAUCCUCGCAUCCCACCUCCCCGUUCAAAGCCCAGCCCGCUACGCACCUUCAUCCUCCUGAUACGCAUAGCGUCAUGCUGCUUCGCCCUCUACGUCUUGUGGAAGCGGAUGCACCCGCCGAAGGCGGAAACGGAUCUCGCGGAGGACGACAAGCGGAUCUGGUUCGAGGAUAUCGAGGUGGACGAGGUUAGGCAACAGGCUGUUCUUGAGGCUUUCAAGCAUUCGUACUCGGCCUACGAGCGGGAUGCGUUCGGCUUUGACGACUAUCAUCCCAUAUCGCACCGCGGUUCCAAUAUGUCGCCUGCUGGACCUGUCGGCUACUUCGUGAUCGACUCGCUCGACUCGCUCCUCCUGACAAACUCGACCAAGGAGUACAAGCGGGCUCGAGACUGGGUCGAGAAGCUCAGCUUCGACCUCGACGACAAGUACCACACCUUUGAGGCGAGCUUUCCCUCGAUCACGAUCCGCGUCCUUGGCGGUCUUCUUUCAGCCUACCAUCUUUCCGGCGAGUCGGACCGGAUGCUCCUCGACAAGGCCGUCGACCUCGCAGACCGACUUCUGCCUGCGUUCGACACCCCGUCCGGUCUGCCGCUCAGCUUCGUCAACCUGAAGACGCGCCAAGGUAUCGCGGACAAGGACAACCGUGGCUGGACGAGCGUUGCGGAAGCAGGCACUCUCCAGCUCGAGUUCAAGUACCUCUCGCAUCUCACCGGCAAGAAGGUCUACUGGCAGAAGGUGGAAAAGGUCAUGGAUGUCAUCCGCGAGCAGCCGAACAAGGACGGCCUGGUCCCGAUCUUCAUGCGGCCUGACACCGGAAGCUUCGUCUUCUCCGACAUCCGCCUCGGCUCGCGCGGCGACUCGUACUACGAGUACCUGUCGAAGCAGUACUUCCAGACGAACCGUACCGAGCCAGUCUACCUCGACAUGCACAACGAGGCGAUGGGCGGCAUCAAGAAGCUCUUGCUGAAGAAGAGCGCGACCAAGGGCCUGAUGUAUGUCAGCGAGUUGCUACCGAGGCGGAAGGCGGAGGGUACCUUCGAGAUGGUCGACACUCCUAAACAAGACCACCUCGUCUGCUUCCUCGGCGCGACUUUCCUGCUCGGCGCCAGCAACAGCAACACCUUGCCUCUCCCGCCGGACGAAUUGACAUUCUCCGAGUCGCAACUCGAUGACUGGGUCGCCGGCAAGGGUUUGAUCCGGACAUGCGUCGACACCUACACAAGCAGCAAGACUGGUCUCGCGCCCGAGAUUGUCAACUUCUACCUUCGCGCGGCCGAUGCGAAAGCCGCCGGCCGCGACUGGUUCAUCAACUCGCGCAAGCUGACCUACCCCGAACCGCCUAUCGAUGCUCGCAACAUUCUUCGACCGGAGACGGCGGAGAGUUUGUUCGUUGCCUACCGCGUGACGGGCGACCCUAUGUAUCGCUCCUGGGGAUGGACGAUCUUCCAGGCGUUCGAGAAGCACUGUAAGCUGCCCGCUGGCGGAUAUGCUUCGAUCCGCGACGUAGAUGCGCUCCCCGUCCAGCACGAGGACCGGAUGGAGACCUUCUGGCUGUCCGAGACACUCAAGUACCUCUAUCUGCUCUUCUCCGACAAGAACCUCCUCCCGCUCGACCGCUACGUCUUUUCAACCGAAGCGCACCCGCUUCCCGUCUUCACUCCCACUCGCUUCCGGUAG